Messenger RNA from Pieris macdunnoughi, 1236 nucleotides. NCBI's taxonomy places the organism in Eukaryota, Metazoa, Arthropoda, Insecta, Lepidoptera, Pieridae. The record is from the annotation of a GenBank genome assembly.
AUGCUAAAGGCGGUAAUACUUAUUGGCGGACCACAAAAAGGAACUCGCUUUCGGCCACUGUCACUGGACACCCCCAAGCCCCUAUUUCCAGUAGCGGGUUUACCAUUGAUUCAGCAUCAUAUUGCAGCAUGUGCUAAACUAGAGGAAUGUAAGGAAAUAUUGAUAAUUGGGUCCUACCCGACUACUGUUAUGACCCAAUUUGUUAGUGAUAUGCAGAAAGAAUAUCGCUUGAUUAUAAGAUACCUUUAUGAAUUUAUGCCACUGGGCACAGGAGGUGGUUUGUACCAUUUUAGGGACCAAGUAAGGGCUGGAAAUCCCACUGGCUUUUUCCUAUUAAAUGGUGAUGUGUGUGCAGAUUUUCCUUUGAAAAAGUUGUGGAAGUUCCAUGACGAAAAGCCUGAUGGUUUGGUCACAAUAAUGGGCACAGAAGCCACAAGACAACAGUCUGUAUAUUAUGGAUGUAUGGUCAGAGAAACAAGCACAAAUGCUGUAACACAUUAUGUAGAGAAGCCUAACAGUUAUGUUUCAACAUUAAUAAAUUGUGGAGUCUAUGUGUGCUCAUUACAAGUGUUCCAAGUAAUGGCUGAAGCAUUUCAGAGUAAACAGGAUAGAUUUUAUAGUGCCAAUGGCCAUGGAGGUCCUGAAUACAUGUCAUGGGAACAAGACGUGCUGUCUCAACUUGCAGGCACUCACAAAUUGUACGCACUACAGGUUACAAAUUGGUGGUCUCAAGUGAAGACGGCUGGUUCAGCGAUAUACGCAAAUAGGCACUAUCUAGAAUUACAUCAAAAUAAGUCGAUCGAUGCGCCGUGUAAGAUACUGCCUGAUGUGUUCAUACACCCCACUGCCAUUGUUCAUAAUACUGCUGUAAUAGGACCCAAUGUAUCUAUCGGCGCAGGAGUGACGAUAAAGGCCGGUGUGAGGAUCAAAGAGUCAAUAGUACUUAACAACGCGACUGUACAUGAACAUUCGCUUGUUAUGUAUUCUGUCGUGGGUCAAGAUUCGUCUGUUGGGGAAUGGUCCAGGGUCGAAGGGACCCCAUCGGAUCCUGAUCCUAAUAAACCCUUCGCGAAAAUGGAUAACACACCCCUUUUCAAUAACGAUGGACGUCUUAAUCCUUCUGUCACUAUACUAGGUGCAGGAGUAACAGUUCCAGCAGAGAGGAUUCUCCUGAACUCAAUAGUUUUACCACACAAACAGCUUAAUCGCAGUUAUAAGAACGAAAUAAUAUUAUAG